Bactrocera tryoni is the source of this 4515-nucleotide messenger RNA. RefSeq names its product cold shock domain-containing protein E1 (gene Unr). Bases 1210 to 4191 code for a protein of 993 amino acids. Gene Ontology annotation, molecular function: nucleic acid binding. The transcript is spliced from 12 exons. The record is from RefSeq and is a predicted model, not a curated record. Lineage: Eukaryota; Metazoa; Arthropoda; Insecta; Diptera; Tephritidae.
AGUAAAAAAUAAAAUUUAAAAUAUAGACGUAAAACUACAACACAAAAUAGAAACAACUAAAGCAAAUGCAAAUGAAGAUAAUGAAACAUUGAAACAAAUUCGUGAUAUCUUAAAGGACUUCGAUACAUAUAUACUAUAGUAUAUUAUUAUAUUAUAUUUUAUAUUAAUUAAGUGGAUAAUAAUAAGCUUAUAUAUAUGAGCAAAACAGACUUAAAACGCGAAAAAAUAUAUAAAAGCAUUAAUCGAGCAGCUCUUGUAGUUUAAGAAGCACUGGAAUAAACUGGAGUACUGCAAGGAAUCGUGCUUAGAACUAACGUAGUAUAUGAAUAAUAAAAAGACUUUGCUACAUUUAAAGCUUAGUAUAGAGAUAAAAAUAAUAUAAAAACAAUAUAACAAAAGCCCAGUAACAAAACAACAACAAAAAUCCAAACAGCGAAUCGGCAGCAAAGCUAUUACAGCUUAAGUUUAACUAUGAAAUGCUUUAGUUACAUCUUCAAGAAAUCUCUCUUAAUAUAAAAAAUAUAUGUAUAUCAGAUUUGUCUAAAUAUAAAUCUAAAAAUAAAGAACAAUAGCAAACAAAUAUCCUAGUGAUACACCACAAGUAUAGUAGUUGAAAGCGUAUGGGGGCGAGGCUCAAACCAUGAGUGAGAAAUGAGAAAUUGACGGCGAAUGAAAAUAAAUUAAUCACUUUUUUUAACAUUUAAAAAACUAAUCAUAACAUCAAAUGAGAUUGACAGAAUACUACUUAGCUCUCUUCAUACAAUCCAACAAAGGCGCUGUGUUCCGGCAUUUAACACAUACAUACAAAAACAUUCAGAAAGGCUUUCAGUGAACUGUCACUGCCUCCAUAAAUAAUAGCGUGAGCGUGUUAUUAAACUAAUAAGAUAACACUACCGUCGAAUCGAAACAAAAAUUUCAAAAAACUACCAAUUGUGCAUAAAAAGGAUCAUAAAUUAUAUUUUGUUUCGAACAUCUCAACACAUUUUCUUCAUUUAUUGCCCUUCGUGCAGUUUGCACACCAAAUAAAUUCGAUUUACGACUGAAUUUUACGCACGCGCUUUUUUAUCGUAAGAAUUGAUUUCAAAUCUAUCAUCCUUAUCCAAAGUCCACAAGACCAAAGUGUAUCCCCAGCGAACAAAACAAUUGCAACACUCAUUACCACCACUACUACCACUACCAACAACAAGUAUUCCACGUGUAUUUAGCAACAUGAACGCCCAAUCAAAAGGUUACCGCACCGGUGAAGAUAUCUACGAUAACAUUUCUUGCGAUGGCUUUUUCAACAUGAAUGCCAUGCGUAUUCAAACCACUUUUCCGCCAAUUGGCACUUUUACUUUGGAUUCUACGCUGGGACCGCCACCGUCUCAGUCGCAAAAUCAGCCACCGAUAUCCCAACACCCACCACCGAUUGGUAUUUUCGACGCUAACGAGGUGCCAGAGAUCAUUCAAAAUCCGGCAACAAUUGGUGUGUUCCAAUCCAAUAGCGUUUUGAGCAAUGGUGGAGGUAGUGGUGGCGGGGGCGGUAAUAACUCCUCAUCCAUAUUUAGUUCGCAAUCGAGCUCUUCAUCAGCUGCCAACGAUCCAAGUCAAGCAACGCGUGAGACUGGAAUUAUUGAGAAACUUUUGCAUUCUUAUGGAUUCAUUCAAUGUUGUGAGCGUCAGGCACGUUUAUUCUUUCACUUCUCGCAAUUCAGCGGUAAUAUUGAUCACUUAAAAAUCGGUGAUCCGGUCGAAUUUGAAAUGACUUACGAUCGUCGCACAGGCAAGCCAAUAGCAAGUCAAGUUUCGAAGAUAGCACCAGAAGUGGUGUUAUCGGAGGAACGAGUUACUGGCACUGUUACAACAGAACUUCGUACUGAUUGCGCUAACAAUUUGCUUUCGUCAAACGAGACAACUGGUCGCAUCAGCUAUGAAAAUCGUGGCGAGUGCUUUUUCUUACCUUAUACCAAAGAUGAUGUUGAGGGAAAUGUCAAUUUACGCGCCGGCGACAAAGUUAGUUUUCAAAUUGCAACUAACCAAAGAGGUAACCUUGGUGCUUGCCACAUUCGUUUGGAGAAUCCCGCACAGCCUGUUAAGUAUCGUGGUGUUGUCUGCUCCAUGAAAGAAUCGUUUGGUUUUAUUGAACGUGCUGAUGUCGUCAAAGAAAUUUUCUUCCAUUUUUCUGAAGCUGAGGGAAACGUUGAGUUGCGUCCAGGUGACGAUGUUGAAUUUACCAUACAAACCCGUAACGGUCGCGAAUUUGCUUGUAAUAUAACGAGAUUAGCACCAGGAUCAGUUAUAUUUGAGGACGUAGAUACCACGAUCUACAAAGGGCAGGUGUUGAAGCCCCUUGACCGCAAUAAUCCAACUCGGCAAACUAAUGAUCCAUUGCCCGGUCGUAUACGGUAUCGCGCACCAGACUAUUCCGAAGUGGAAGUUCCCUUUGGGGACAAGGAUCAGAAGGGUGACUUCACUUUGCGACAUGGUGACUGGGUACAAUUUUUACUCGCAACUGAUAGACGCGAUCAACUGCAGCGUGCUACUUCGAUUUCUCUACUCGAUGAAACCUUUAAGGUUUCCGGUGAGAAGCGUGAGCAAGGUGUUGUUGCUUCACUUAAGGACGGUUUUGGCUUUUUACGUUGUGUUGAACGCAAUUUACGUUUAUUUUUUCACUUUACGGAGGUGUUGGAUACUAGCCGGGAAAUUGCUGUCAAUGACGAAGUUGAAUUUACUGUUGUGCAAGAGCCCGGUGUUCCAUACAAUACAUCUCGCUUGCAUGCCAUUCGCAUAAAGCACUUACCACCAAAUACGGUGCAGUUUGAGAUGUUAAUGGCAAGUAAUAUUGAAGGCUCUGUAACGCGUGAGGCGCCUAAAAGUCCCGUCAAGUCCCAAGAUCGUGUAGAGGGCGGUGUGAUCACAUAUGAUCACGGUGAUGUCAAAAAGACUAUAAUGUAUUUCCUUAAAGACUGCGAGAAACCACCAAGAAUUGGAGAUCGUGUACGAUUCGAUAUCUACUUGGUAAAACGAAACAAAGAAUUCAUUGCUGUAAAUGUACAACUAAUUGGACAAAUGCAACAAAUACAUCAGCAACAAUUGCAACAACAACAACAACAACAGCAACCACAACAUAUGUUAACCAAUACAACGAACCAACUGCAACAUCAACAUAUGCACAACCAAAACAAUGAGCAAAUGCUACUGUCCAAUGGUGUCGGCGUUGGUCUUAAUACCGGCAUCGGCGGUAACACCGGUGGUAUGUUGCUACCGCCACAAAACGGUUAUUUACCACUGACUAAUUCAACUCAGCUGCUAUCCACACCAAAGAUUGAAGACUUCAAAUUGGACAAUAAUAACUUAGCAAUGGGUGAACAUGGACAAACUUACCGUGGCUUUAUUGCUGUCAUCAAAGAAAAUUUUGGUUUUAUUGAGACGCUUUCGCACGAUGAAGAAGUCUUUUUUCACUUUAGCAAUUAUGUUGGCAAUCCUAACUGGUUGGAAUUGGGUCAAGAGGUUGAAUAUACUCUGUCGCCGAAUGGCAACACUUCCGCCUCUGGAAAUUGCUUGCCGGCUGAAAAUGUGCGCACACUACCAAAAGGUUCCAUACCACAGCCAGCCAUUUUGGAUGGUACUCAUAACGGUAUAGUGGCACGUCCACUACGCUGCAUCAAUCCCGAUCAACAGGAGUAUGCUGGACUUAUUGAAGUUUUGGAUGAAACUAAACAAAGUGUGCUGACACAGCACGAGUUCGGAAUUACCAGUUUAGUGAAUAAGCGCGAUUUGCUACAAAAAGGUGAUUUGGUCACUUUCCGGAUUGAUGAAAUUGGACGCGCUGCUGAUAUAAAUGCUGUACGCCAAAAGAAACGUGCAACUGUUGAUUCAAUUAAAGGACAAUUUGGUUUUCUCAAUUAUGAAAUUGAGGAUGGCAAAAAGCUCUUCUUUCACAUGUCAGAGGUGCAAGGCAAUGCCGUUGCUUUACAUCCAGGUGAUACUGUUGAAUUUUCGGUGGUUACCAAUCAGCGCAAUGGCAAAUCAUCAGCUUGCAAUGUACUGAAGAUCAACGAUCGUCCAGACCGUUUAAUAUCCCGGUUAAAGCUAAAUGCAGAUGAUACUGUGCCACGAUUAAUCAUCACGCGAGCACCACGAGGACCACAAAGCAAGGGCUUCUUGCCCCAAGCACGCAUUGCACGUAUUCCAGGCAUUUUAAUUGAAUAAAUAGCAGCAGUAUACAAAAACAAUCUGGAAGGCGUUGUAGCCUUACAUGAUUUAAUAUCCGCAACACCAUAUGGAAUAAAAAAAUGAAUAAAGAUAAAUUUUGAGGGUGCAGGAUAAGCGAGGAGGAGGGAGCAAAUAAAUAUUAUUUAACAGAAUUUUUAGUGUAUAUGUUGGCGGCAGUGUGGACGUGCUUGAAUAUAAAUAUUUAGAAGCAAAGAUAUGCGUAAGGCCACAACUCUUCCUCAGCAAAGAAAAGAAAAGAAAUGAAAAUAAAUAUGGCAUAUUUAUGAAUAUGAAUACUAAAAUAACACAAUACAAAAUAUC